AGGGAGUACAAAAAAACUCCGUACGAAUGUACGUCGUAUACGGAGUAUAUGUUACAGAAAACGUGCAGUCUCGCCGCCGGACAACUGGCGAACAGUAUAUAGAAAACGAAGAUCGCUUUAUGCUUUUUGGACAGUACAAAUAAAAAGUUAUGCAAUUUAUUUUUAAUACUGCGUAUUAUUCUUAGGAGAAGCACCGGUGAGUUUGAAUUUCUGUAAUCACACGCACCAGAAUCAGCCGAUGAGGCCUAAACCGUUUUCUUUUUUAAUUUCCGUUAUUUGUGACAUCAUACGGAGAUCAGCAAAGCUUAAAACUAUCAAUACUGCAACGGCAUAGUGAGUGUGAGGAAGAAGGAAAAAAGAUUUCUUUUUUCUGAACCCCACCACUCCCUUUCAUUUACCCCCUCACAUAAACCCUAACUAAGUUCUCUUUAUUCCUUUCUAGCUUCUCAAUCAGGGAGAGUCUUGUCAAGUGUAAACAAAUUCAUCUGCAUGAUUGUGCAUGGAUUUGGAAGAUAGAUGUCAUCCCAAUGGUUAGAUCAUCCGUUUUUUUUUGGGGUUGCAUAUAUUUCUCUUGAUGUGACCUGGGAUCUGGCGAGCUGCUCUUGCUUCUUCAUUGAAAUAAAUAAAUUGGAAUAAAGCUGUAGUAGUGACAUUACUCCAGUUUUCGGUCUUCCAGAUUGCUCCUUCAGGUCCUUUGAGCAGCCAUGUGACUAAGCAGGGUAGCCUUAACUGAUCUUCGCCUUGCAUAUGCAAUCUAUGACCAGAAACGGAAAGACACUUAAGAUUAUGUAUCUAUCUACAGAGUACAAAGUCAUGAUACAAGUCAUGCACACUCUUCAUAGAGUGUCCACUCAGCAGUCUUUGCAUAAGAUACUCAAAAACAAAAGCAAAGGAAGUUGGAACUUGAAGUGAUCCAGUAAGAAGUCCAUUAUCACUAAAAGUUUCAAUUCAAGUCCAAGAAUGUCUGAACAACCCUCAAAGUUGAGCAAGAAAUUGCAGAAUACUCAGGAGCCAAAUACAUCAUCCCCUAGCUCAAGGGAACAUCUAUCAAGAAAGCACCAAAGGAAGGGGGGGAAUCCUCUCCGAAUAUCACCACCAACCAACCAGUCUGUAAAUUUUAAACUCCCUCAAUCAUGGAUCUGCAGGAAUUCUGCAUGUCAAGCAAGUAUAUCAAUGGAUGAGAAAUUUUGUAAGAGGUGCUCUUGCUGUAUUUGCCAUUUGUUUGAUGAUAACAAGGAUCCAAGUCUUUGGUUGGAAUGCAUGCGAGUCCCUGGUGAUGGAAAGUCAUGCGGCUUAACUUGCCACAUUGAGUGUGCCUUCAAACAAGGGAAGGUGGGGGUUGUGAAUCUUGGACAGCUAAUGCAGCUUGAUGGGAGCUACUGUUGUGCUUCUUGUGGUAAUGUUUCUGAUAUAUUAGGUAUUUGGAAGAAGCAUCUUUCCAUUGCAAAAGAUGCUCGUCGUGUGGAUAUCCUCUGCUUUAGACUAUAUUUGAGUUACAGGCUCCUGGAUGGGACUUCCAGAUUUCAAGAAUUGCAUGGUAUUGUUAAAGAAGCUAAGGAAAGACUAGAAAAAGAGGUGGGCCCUGUAAAUGGAAUUUCAUCCAUGAUGGCACGUGGCAUUGUUAGUAGACUUUCUGUUUCAGGUGAUGUGCAAUCUCUUUGCUCUCUUGCCAUUGCAAAAGCUGAUGUUUGGCUAGCCAAAAAGCAUACUGCUGUACCUAACUACAAAGGGUGCUUACUCCCAACAGCCUGCAAAAUCCUUUUUGAAGAAGUGACACUGUCUUCAGUUGUAAUUGUAUUGUUAGACCCAUUGGCUGCAUCAUCAGUAGAAGUCAGAGGGUACAAAAUCUGGUACUGUAGGGCUGGAUUAGAGACUUGCCUCAACGAACCUAAUUGUGUCAUUCCGAAAAGCCAGACAAGCAUUUUGAUAUCUAACUUGCAGCCUUCCACCGAGUACACCUUUAGGAUUGUGUCUUAUACAGCGUCUGGUGACUUGGGACACACCGAGGCAAAUUGUUUCACAAAGUGUGUAGCACAAGACCACAAUAACCCUUCUGCCCAGCUUGACUUAAACGUUGCAUUAAUCCCCGAUUUGAAUGAAGAGUUGAGUCAGUUAAUAACCACUGUGUCCUCUCGGGAUGAACCAACUGUCGAUCUAGUAGAAGAUGCUAUCUCCAAGGACAAUGUCGGGAACUGCAUUGCUCAGUCACAUGAUUGGGCCCACACACAGAAUGGGGAUGUGACAGCUGUCGACUCUCAAUUGGUGGGAGGGAGUAGGAAAAGGACGGCUAGCACCACCUGUGAGGCACAGGACUCAGACAGUGGUCUGGUAAGCAGUGGAUCGCCAGUCCAAGUACUCCCCAGCAACAAUAAUUCAGGCCUGCUGGACGAGAACUUUGAGCAUUGUGUGAAAACAGUUCGCUGGCUUGAAUGUGAGGGUCACAUCAAGAAUGAGUUCAGGUUAAAGUUUCUUUCUUGGUUUAGCUUGAGAUCCACGGAGCGGGAGCGUAGGGUUGUCAAUACCUAUAUAAAGACUCUUAUUGAUGAUCCGAGUAGCCUAGCUGGACAGUUAGUACACUCUUUUUCAGAAAUCAUUUCCAGCAAAAGGCCGAACCGAGGUUUCUGCGGCAGGCUCUGGCAUUAAGUCGGUCGUAAUUACAUUGAUGAUUGAAUUGCCAGUUUUCCGUGCAACAAGUGUGCGUCAUUCAUUCAUUCAUAUAGUACAUGUUGGUCGAGAUAAAAAAAAAAACAAGGGAUUGUUAGGUACAUGGCUUUCUCCAAAUGGAAAACUUUAGAUGGGGGGAGUUAUACCUUAGUAUUGUUUUAUUGUUUUCAAACGAAUUAAUUACUGCUUUUGUAGCAGAGAAAGCUGUUUCAUUUAUUUAACAAUGUGGACACAUGUUUUGUCAUUUUGGCUGAUUAAUUUGCCUGCAUCGUAUAACGUUGAGGCAAAUGUGCCCUUACCUUAAAUCAAAGUAACACCGUUCUUUUUCUUGACAAU
This is a messenger RNA of Cuscuta epithymum, 3000 nucleotides long. Lineage: Eukaryota; Viridiplantae; Streptophyta; Magnoliopsida; Solanales; Convolvulaceae. The record is from the annotation of a GenBank genome assembly.